Hippopotamus amphibius kiboko is the source of this 3220-nucleotide messenger RNA. RefSeq names its product RecQ mediated genome instability 1 (gene RMI1). The transcript has 4 exons. Lineage: Eukaryota; Metazoa; Chordata; Mammalia; Artiodactyla; Hippopotamidae. Gene Ontology annotation, biological process: double-strand break repair via homologous recombination; resolution of meiotic recombination intermediates. Gene Ontology annotation, cellular component: RecQ family helicase-topoisomerase III complex; nuclear body. The coding region runs from base 513 to 2393 and encodes 626 amino acids. The record is from RefSeq and is a predicted model, not a curated record. Gene Ontology annotation, molecular function: nucleotide binding.
AAAUUGGGCGGGAAGGAGCAAAAGAGGAUUAGGCGCGCGCCGUGGCGGUUCCUGUCCUCACAGUCGCGCGGCCGGGGAACCGCUAUUGCGCGAGGGGAAGGUGGGACGCCCAGGUCGGUGUUAGGCCCAGAAGAAUGCCCCCGUUUUCACAGCCCACAUUCGCGUCUCUUUCCCACCCCGGUACUCCCCUCCCGCCCGGGCUGCGAGGCGAGCUGCGCGUCGGUCCAUCUUUUAAGCAUACAGCUGAACUUCAUUUUUUCACUUUGAGAGGAUCUUUUAACAGGAACCUUCAAAACCAUACCAUCAAACUGUUGCACUUAUGAAAAUUGGCCAGUGAUUCUUUCUACAGCUUCCUCAUAUAACCUUUACUGCCUCUUGUCUUAGCUCUUGGGGCCAUUUCUGAGCAAUAGAGGUUACAAGUACCCCACUGAACAGCUAGUUCCAAAUCCUGUCAUCAAAUCCUGUGCUCCUGUUCUGUAUGGUAAUGCCUAUAUUUCCUUUAUGUAAAAGAAAUGAGUGUAACUAGUAUUGCAUUAAGAGUUGAAACCUGGCUUUUAGCUACAUGGCAUGUUAAAGUGCCUUUAAUGUGGCUGGAAGCUUGUAUUAACUGGAUCCAAGAAGAAAAUGAUAACGUUAACUUGAGUCAGGCACAAGUGAAUAAACAAGUGUUUGAGCAAUGGCUCCUUACUGAUCUGAGAGAUUUGGAGCAUCGUCUUUUACCUGAUGGCAUUUUAGAAGUUCCGAAAGGAGAACUGAAUGGAUUUUUUGCUCUGCAGAUUAAUUCACUGGUUGAUGUAAGUCAACCUGCAUAUGCCCAGAUACAAAAAUUGAGAGGAAAGAAUACAACCAAUGACCUAAUUACAGCUGAAACACAAGUAACCCCAAAACCUUGGGAAGCAAAGCCUUCACGGAUGUUGAUGCUACAGCUAACUGAUGGAAUUGUACAAAUACAGGGAAUGGAAUAUCAGUCUAUUCCAGCUCUUCAUAGUGAUCUUCCUCCAGGUACAAAAAUUUUGAUUUAUGGAAACAUUUCUUUCCGUCUUGGUGUUCUCUUAUUGAAACCAGAAAAUGUUAAGGUGUUGGGAGGAGAAGUAGAUGCUCUUUUAGAGGAAUAUGCCCAAGAAAAAGUUCUUGCAAGAUUAAUUGGGGAACCUGAUCCUAUAGUUCCAGUCAUACCAAAUAAUUCUAACCAAACCAUCCCCAGAAUUACAGAUGAUCUACAUCCUGCGUCAGGACCUUCUGAUGAAGAACUCUUGGCAAGUCUUGAUGAAAACGAUGAGCUUGCAGCAAAUAAUAACACCUCUUUGGAAAGAAGUUGUUUUAGCACAGGUAGUUUUUCAAAUACUGUUCCCAUCAGACAGUCAGAAUUUGAACCAGGACUUGUUAUUUCUCCAAGACCAGAGGACAGACCACGAAACCAAUCUAUGCUUUUUACUGAUGAGGAAUUAGAUGACUUUUCGUUGGAGGAGGUGUUGCUUUUAGAACAAGCUGUCCAGAAAGAACAAAUGGAGACCAAAGAAGUACAGCCAUUGACUUUGAACAGGACUACAGAUGAAAGUAUAGAGAGAUUUUCACAUAGAUCUAACACUGUGAAUAAUUUUUCUUUGAUUUGCAAAAAUGGAAACAAUAAUUGGAAUGAAAAUAAUUUAUCUGAGCAAAUGACUAAUGAAGACAAAUCUUUUAGUUGUCCAUCUGCUAGAGACCAAAACAGUAGUAUUCUUUCAGUUAGUCAUAAUGUACCCCUACCCCCUGAUUUUACAAAUAAAGAUAAGAACUCAGAGACAUACAAUGAAAUAAAACAAACCAGCAGUUCAGAUGGACAUUCCUUAAAUAAUAAAAUAUUAGAUGGAGAGCUGGUCAAUUGUGUCCCAGAAAGGCGUUCACACAUUUCUCAUAAAAAUGAGCACCAUUUACAGACUUGUUCUUUAAGAUCAUCAGAGAAUAGCACUAAUCUUUCUGUCACCAUGGAUUUGUAUUCUCCACCUUUCAUCUAUUUGUCUGUUCUAAUGGCCAGCAAACCAAAGGAAGUUACAACAGUAAAAGUCAAAGCAUUUAUUGUAACCUUAACUGGAAAUCUCUCAAGUUCUGGUGGCAUUUGGAGUAUAACAGCAAAAAUUUCUGAUGGUACUGCAUAUCUAGAUGUAGACUUUGUAGAUGAAAUACUUACUAGUCUGAUAGGGUUUUCAGUACCAGAAAUGAAACAGUUAAAAAAGAAUCCUUGUAAAUACCAAAAGUUCCUGGAAGGUUUGCAGAAAUGUCAGAGAGCUCUAAUAGAUUUGUGCUGUCUAAUGACUAUUUCAUUUAAUCCCUCCUUGUCUAGGGCAAUGGUACUGGCAUUACAAGAUGUUAAUAUGGAGCACCUUGAGAACCUAAAGAGGCGAUUACAGAAAUAAUUUACUAAAAUGAUUAUUAGAAAACAAUUAAAAAAAACCAAGGAAAUAUUUAGAAUUAAAUUUGUCCUUUUGCAACUUUCUUUUUGUAAAAGGGGAAAGGGAAGUUUCAUAACUGAUUUCAGUUUAAUUUUAAAAUGUUUAAUCAUGUUUAUGUGUUUAAGUUUUUUUAAUAAAAGUUUUUAUAGUGACUAUUUGCUGAAGGAAUUUGAUGACCCACUGUUGUUGAGAAAUUUUGUUUUUCACUUGUUAUUUCACGUAAGCGGACUGCUAACGUAUUGUAUUGGUAUUUAUUGAUGAGUCAUACUGUUGAAAGUUAACAAUUAUAAAUAGGUAGAGUACUUCUAGUAUGUGGAGUACCCCAAAAGAUUUGUUACAUUAUUUUUCUUAGGAAAAAAUGUAAAUCCAGUGGAUUAGAAUGUCAGACUUUCAGAUGCAGAUUGUUUUGCUGGUUUUUAUUUUGCUGAUUGUGAAUAGCUACCUGAUAUAUUUAAAGCAAAUAUUAUCUUAACUAGAUACUAUUUCAGAGAUUAUAUUGAAUAGUUAAAAACCUUAUUUUCAAGGAUAAUCUAUUAUUAAGAAGAUCCAGUAAGUAUUUUUUUUUUCUUUUUCUUUCUUUUUUUUUUUUUUUGAUUAAAAGGAUGCAGAUGCAGAGAAUGGACUGGAGGACACAGGGUUGGGGGGGCGGGGGGCGAAGGGGAAGCUGGGACAAAGUGAGAGAGUAGCAUAGACAUAUAUAUACUACCAAAUGUAAAAUAGAUAGGUCGUGGGAAGUUGCUGUAUAACAAAGGGAGAUCAACUCGAUGAUGGGUGAUGCCUUGGAGGGCCUG